UAGUUCUCUUCCCAGCGCCAGACUCGAAUUUCCACACGCUACGGGAUGAUCGAUUUUGGUGACUUGAAGACCGCUUCGGCCCUGAAGAAGCUAGAUGGUUUUCUGCUUACCAGAAGUUAUAUAUCAGGGUUAGUGUGAAUUUUGCGUAUGUACGGUGGUGUAAUAAACUCGUCUAAUGGAUGAACGUAAAUGUUUAUUGGUAUUUCAAACUCCUGUAUAGCCUGAGUCUUGAGUUUGCCUUUUUUACCAUCACAUAUGUGCCCCUUAAACCAUUUUGCUAUGGGUUUACUCUAUUUUAUUGCACUAAGUGUUGGCCAAUUCGUAUUCCAGGUACAUCCUGAAAGUCACGGGCUGACCGUCGUUUAUGAACAAAUCGAUCUGAAUUAAGACUGCAAACCUUGAGUUCAUCUAUGUGGAGAAAAUAUGGGAUUGUUUCAGCCUACUCAAGCGGAUGUCUCAACUUUCAUAGCCCUUGGGAAGUCACCGUCAUCAGAUUUUGGCAAUAUUUUACGCUGGUACAAACAUAUUGACUCUUUUGGUGCGGAACAAAAAACAUUUCCUGCUCCACAGGAAUCCGCCAAUCCUGAACCAGCUAAAUGUACAUCGCCUGCCGCGAGUGACGAGCUCGAUUUAUUUGGCUCUGAUGAUGAUGAUGAUGAAGAAUAUGAAAAACUAAGAAGUGAGCGCCAGGCUAUUUACGAAGAGAAAAAAGCAAAGAAGGAUAUUCCUGCAGCAAAGUCUAUGGUUGUCUUUGAUGUAAAACCGUGGGGCGACGAAACUGAUAUGGCGGAGAUGGAAAAGGCUGUCCGUAGUAUUCAAGCCGAUGGGCUGUUAUGGGGUUCGUCCAAACUUGUUCCUUUGGCUUAUGGGAUUAAGAAACUCCAAAUUGCAUGUGUUAUUGAAGAUGAUAAGGUCGGAACUGAUAUGUUAGAAGAAGAAAUAACGAAGUUUGAAGAAUUUGUGCAGUCAGUUGAUAUAGCUUCUUUUAACAAAAUCUAGUUCUACUUUGGUAUAUGAAUAAAAUUUUUUAGAUGU
Molecule: messenger RNA, 1035 nt
Organism: Schistosoma curassoni
Lineage: Eukaryota; Metazoa; Platyhelminthes; Trematoda; Strigeidida; Schistosomatidae
Source: the annotation of a GenBank genome assembly